This is a messenger RNA of Schistosoma spindalis, 2382 nucleotides long. Lineage: Eukaryota; Metazoa; Platyhelminthes; Trematoda; Strigeidida; Schistosomatidae. The record is from the annotation of a GenBank genome assembly.
AACGAGUUUUCUUUAGAAUGAUCGUACGGCGAAAGCGAUAGUGUGACUUAUUUUCUCUCUGUUAUUUCAGCCAAUAGGAAUUCAGUAAUGAGUUUUGACCAGUUUUUUGCCAAGGUAAGGACACACAUACAUAGUUGCAUACAUACAAAUAUAAAUAAACUAAUUAACGUUAUUUUAGUCUUCUUAAUAGGAAAACCGUUCGUGCGUAACCCCUCACACAGUCCACAACUUCCCCUUUUAUUAUUUUAGGGAAGAAAAUCCUCGUUGCAAUCAGUAAAUGUAACGGAAUUAAAGUUAGUAAUUAACUAUUACUAGGGUUAGCCUAUAUUAAUUGUAGAAAAAAAAUAAUGACAACAGUUUACAGUUUAUAGAUUGUGGGCGUUGACCGAAUGCUUUAAAAGAUAGUAAGUAGAUUGAUUUAGAUGGAUAGAGGAAAAAGUGAGUUAGUGAGUGAAGAUAAUAGAGAAAGAAAUUAAAUAAAUACAAACUUGCAAAAUGUCUUUCUUUUUUCAAUCGUAUAACAAAAAAAAAAAAACGAAAUAGAUUCAUAUUUAGAAAAAAAAACAAUUUGCUAAUCAGAAGGUAGUCAUAUAUAUAUAUAUAUAUAUAUAUAUAUAUACUAUCGGAUAUAUGUAAGUGUGCAUUAACAUGUUGUAACAGCAGAGAAAGCAAAUAAAUAACAUUGAACACCGGAUAGAUUCCGUCAUUGAAUGUAGUUCGACUGAUCACCUCCAAGACGAAAUAAGCAUAUUUUCCACAUAAUAGUAAAAAGGCAUUUACGAAACAAGAGAAAUUAUAAUCAGUAUCUGGCAGAAAAUGUUGAAUGCUUUAGAAAAUAAUACAUUACACAGUUAUUCUUACAAAAAUCCUAAUCUUUUCUCCACAACAAAUGACGUUGCAAAUCUCUUCACAAUGCUCAUUGCACAACAACAGCCAAAACAUAUUAAUAGAGAACUACCAUUAAAAAGCCGAUAUCAAUCUGUUUUCGUGGAAAAUUCUUUGGUUUAUAACUUCUUAAAUAGAACAGAAUCACCGUCAGCUAUAUCAACAGUAGCGACAACGACUACCCCUGCUACUAAACAAUACAAAUAUCAAGAACUGUGGCCAAUUUCUUCUAAACAGUCAAAAUAUCAACUUAAAUUUGGAAUCGAUACUAUACUUGGCAGUGUGGAUACAAAUGAACACUUAUUGAAGAAAUCCUCCGAAGUAACAAAUGAUUUGAAAAAGUUAUUUGAAGUGAAAACAGAUCAGUUAUCAGUAAAAAGUACAACUUGUAUAGUGACAGCAAAUGAGCCAGAAUCUAAUUGUGUAAAUAUAUAUUCUAAUGAAGAGAAAAGUGUUUUAAAUAAAGACGGAUCUUUGACAAAUGUGAAUUUACCUUCAUCUGAAAUGAUGAAAACAUUGUCUAUGACUUUUUUAACACAUCAAUCUCCGACCAUCCUCUCCUCUUAUGAUCAUCAACAACAUAAUUGUUCUUCAGCAACUUCAUCCAUACAACCAUCAAUACCACUGCAAUCUUCUUUGUUUCUUUCCUAUGGUUCAAUUCCUUUGGUCAAUAAAAUUGAAAAAUCAUCUGUUUCAUCUGGUUCUUCAUCAUCUUCUUAUUUAUCACCAACACUACAAAAAGAACAAAUAUAUUUCCAUGACACCCCUGGUAAACUAUGGUUAACUCCACAAUUACCCAAUAAUAUGAUAAAAUCUACAGAAUCUUCAACUGUAAAAAUACAUAAAAAUUCUGAUUUAAAAGCAUCAGAUCAUAGUUAUUCAUCGGAUGAUCAAAGUGGAAAUUCUGUGAAUACUUCAUCAACAAUUGAUUUAUUAAAAUGUAUUGGUCCUGUUGAAUUUAUCAACAAUGGUGCUGGAAUUAAAAAUCCAUUGGCAUGUAGCACGAAAUUUGAAAGGGAAUGGCUAAAUCGUCUUUAUGCUUCUCAAGUAGGUCCAAAUGAAUAUGUUUGCAAAGCGUGUGGUAAACGUUUCCAAUUAUUGCGUCUUUUAACACGACAUAUUAAAUGUCAUAGUCAGUUACAUAGAUAUUUAUGCAAGUUUUGUUUCAAAGGAUUCAAUGAUACAUUUGACUUGAAACGUCAUACCAGAACACAUACAGGUGUGCGACCUUAUAGAUGUUCAGACUGUUCAAAAGCAUUUACCCAACGAUGCUCCUUAGAAGCACAUGGUCGUAAAGUUCAUGGUCGUCCAUUACAAUAUGCAUUCAAAGAACGUAGAGAUAAGUUAUAUGUAUGUGAAGAAUGCGGUUUCAGUACAACAGAUGCUGAAAAUCUACGUCAACAUGCACAAACAGUACAUGUAACUAUAAUAUCAUCAAUUGGUGAUAUGUUAACAACCAAUACAUCUUCAAGCCUACUUCAAUUAUUUCCAAAUUAA